Strongylocentrotus purpuratus (purple sea urchin) is the source of this 2491-nucleotide messenger RNA. RefSeq lists its product as uncharacterized. Lineage: Eukaryota; Metazoa; Echinodermata; Echinoidea; Camarodonta; Strongylocentrotidae. The record is from RefSeq and is a predicted model, not a curated record. The transcript has 5 exons. Bases 324 to 1616 code for a protein of 430 amino acids.
AGUAGACAAUCGAGUGGUACUUGAAAUCGGAGAUUGCAACCAAGGAAGACCAAUGAUGUCCUAGCGACAUCGCCAAAUACCCAAUCAACCAAUGUAGAAGAGUGUGUGGAGAACGAGAUUCCUGGACAGACCGGACCACAAGGUAUCACCCCUUUGUCUCUGACGGUGCAAUUGGAGAAACGGUGGCGUGGAGCAACCGAGACCAACAGGGAUUAGACUUCAAAACCAGAGGACAGAGUCGUCAUUCUUGAGUACAAGACCUGAUCAUCAGGACCUGAAUAUCAGGAAUACAUCCGGACCUGAUUUUCCACGGACAAUCCACCAUGGCAGGGCUUGGAUCCAACCGACAUCAAGUCUCGGUUACUCUUUGUACAUCAUCUUACGAGUAUAACAUCCAAGGUCUUCUGGAUCACCUGAGGGAUCUCCAGCGACAACUUCCCCAUCUCAUCAAGAAUGUUACCUACCAUCAACUCCCUUACAACAACAUCGACAAUUAUAAAUUUGCCAAGGGAAUCCAUGUGGAUGUGAUGAUUCUCUGCCACUCCAUCGCAAACAGAAGAUUUGCUCUCACCGACGUGGCUGAUGCUUGCUACAAUAAGUUCCUCCCGAAUUGCAAAAAGCUUCUAGGAAAAGAGAAGAUUGCGGUAAUAGCUCACGACUUCGACAAUUUGAAUGACCAGGACUUACAGGACCGCAUUGCUAAUUUUCGGCUCCAGCAACCAAAAACCUUUGACAGCGCAGGUCUAGUUCUGAUAUGUGGGAAGCUGGUCGAAGGGAAAGAAUUUCCUGAACCCUCCAAGGCACAACUCCUCGCUUUCUUGACAAGAGCCUCCGAACAGCCUGAGGAAAUGAAGACUGGUGGUGUUUCCAGUUUUCUAAAGAAAUUCGAAUCAUGCAGUUCUGGACAAGCCAUCGCAAUAACAUCACCACAUAAUCCUGCACAAUAUCCUGGACCACAAACUGGACAAUAUGCUGGACAUCAACCUGGACAACAAAGCCAUUCACAACCUCCUUUACGACUUCCUACACAGCAUCUUGCACAACACCAUCAACAACUUCCUGCGCAGCAGAGUCCAUCCUUGCCGAUCUAUGUGUCCGUAUGUACUUCUUCAUACGAGCAAAACAUCGAGGGCUUGAUUUUCUGGCUUAGGAAGCUGAAAACAGAUCAUCCACGCUUGAUCGCCGACAUCCGUCUUCGGAGCCUACCGUACAACGAUAUCGAUUCGUUCAAGUUUCCUUCAAGCGACCCGGUCGAUGUGAUGGUGCUUUGCCAUUCGGUUCGCAAUCGAGGAUUCUCAAUCACAGACGUCGUGAAUUCUAUCUACGAUAAAUAUCUGAAGCAUUGUUCCAAAGAGAUAGGAAAGAAGAAGUUGGCGGUGAUUGUUCAUGACAUUAGUGAAUGGAAUCCAGGAGUCGUUCGUGGCAGGAUGGACACCUUCCAGAAAACACAACCCUCGACAUUCAGGCUUGUAGACACUGUGAUCAUCGGCGGUAGCCUGGAAAAGCCAGACAAGUUCGAGAUUUCAGAGGUAGACAUGUCAAGACUCUUCUACUUCUUCGAAUCGGCAAGCUUGGUUCCACGAAAGAAGAUGUCAAUUUUUGGAAAGGUGUUUUAAUGAACAUGAAAUUUCCUCAUUUCCGUGGACACCACAAACAGUGCAGCAUGCAAUGUAAGAAUUCUCGAAUUAUUAUCACAAAGAUGAAAGUCCUUAGGUAUCACCGCUUUCAUAGAAUUCACAUUUUCUAAACUCCGUCAUGUAAAGAGUACCGCGUGUACUGUAAGAAGCCCCAAAUCGCUGAAGAUAAAAGCGGUUUCACCUUUCAUUUUACUUCUACAUCAAUCUGUUCAUAAUGAGAAAAAAAGUCGAAUACUAAAUGACACACAGCUUCAUCUCAAUGCAUGUAUAACCCGUAUGCAUACAAUAUGUAAAGUGUUCAUCUUCUUCUGUUGUGUGUGUGGGUGUGAGUGUGGAAUAUUUACGUGCGCGGGUAGUGUGUGUGUUUGUGUGGGGAUGUAUGAUUAAACUUUGUUCACAGACGUGAAAGAGGAUGUUGAGUUUCUGAAGAAGAAAAGAAAGAUGAAAAAAUUACUUGUAAGCUUUCUCAUUCUGUUAUUGUCAGUUUGUAUAAAUAUCUUAGUAGAAAUAGGAUCGCUUGUCAAAUGCCCUCAUAUUCAAAAUAUUUCAGAAAUAGCUGAAAUGUGUGGACCAAACUUGAACGUCAUAUGUAUGUGACCAUUGUGUGUAGAUCCACGUCUCCCUUUUCUGUGUGCAAUGUAUGUCGUUUGAGUUAUUUUCUUGCCAGUUUGAUUUUUUUUUUAACUUCACAGUAUGCAUCUGUUCUUUAAGUUUGUAGGCUACGAAGUCAACCUUACCCAAUCAUUGUCAAUAGUUUCAGGUAGUUUUUGUUUAUAACAGUGUUAUUAAAUGACCAAGGUGUUUCACGAAUACUAAGAUCAACUUUAAAUUGUACUUAAAUAUUGCAUGCCAUU